Callorhinchus milii (elephant shark) is the source of this 2574-nucleotide messenger RNA. RefSeq names its product hepatocyte nuclear factor 4, alpha (gene hnf4a). Gene Ontology annotation, biological process: positive regulation of transcription by RNA polymerase II; anatomical structure development; cell differentiation. The record is from RefSeq and is a predicted model, not a curated record. Bases 88 to 1479 code for a protein of 463 amino acids. The transcript has 10 exons. Gene Ontology annotation, molecular function: RNA polymerase II cis-regulatory region sequence-specific DNA binding; nuclear receptor activity; zinc ion binding. NCBI's taxonomy places the organism in Eukaryota, Metazoa, Chordata, Chondrichthyes, Chimaeriformes, Callorhinchidae.
AACACAUUGAAUGUAAGCCUGGCAAAGUGCUCAUCAACCUUCAGAAGAGGGUAACUGAGAGGAGGAUUGCUGGAGUUUUUGGUAACAAUGCGCUUGUCUAAAGCUUUAAUAGAAAUGGACUUGCCAGAUUACACUGCAGCUUUAGACCCUGCCUACACGACGUUGGAGUUUGAGAAUAUGCAAGUGCUAGCCAUGAAUAAUGAUACAUCUCCAGCUGAAAUCACCAACAUGAAUGCGUCGAAUUCUAUUGGAAUUAGUGCUCUGUGUGCAAUAUGUGGCGAUCGAGCUACGGGAAAACAUUAUGGUGCCUCCAGCUGCGAUGGCUGCAAAGGUUUCUUUCGGCGAAGCGUCAGAAAAAAUCACAUGUAUUCCUGCAGGUUUAACAGACAAUGCAUUGUAGACAAGGACAAACGAAACCAGUGCAGAUAUUGCAGAUUAAAAAAGUGCUUUCGAGCAGGCAUGAAAAAGGAAGCUGUGCAGAAUGAAAGAGACAGAAUAAGUACAAGGAGAUCAAGCUAUGAAGACAGCAGUUUGCCUUCGAUUCAUGCACUCAUACAAGCAGAGAUGCUUUCCCGUCAGAUCUCCACUCCCAUUUCGGUUGUAAAUGGCGACAUCAGAACAAAAAAGAUUGCAGCUAUAAGUGACGUGUGCGAGUCUAUGAAACAGCAGCUUUUGGUGCUCGUGGAAUGGGCCAAGUAUAUCCCAGCUUUCUGCGAGCUAGCACUCGACGAUCAGGUUGCCUUACUAAGAGCUCACGCUGGGGAACAUUUACUGCUUGGAGCUGCAAAGCGUUCUAUGAUAUACAAAGACAUUCUACUAUUAGGAAAUGAUUUCAUCAUCCCACGCAAUUGUCCAGAGCUGGAAAUAAGCCGCGUAGCAACCAGGAUUCUAGAUGAACUGGUUCAGACGUUUCAGGAACUUCAGAUAGAUGACAACGAGUAUGCUUGCUUAAAGGCAAUUGUUUUCUUUGAUCCAGAUGGCAAAGGACUGAGUGACCCUGGCAAAAUUAAACGCAUGCGGUUCCAGGUACAAGUCAGUUUGGAGGAUUAUAUUAAUGACCGACAGUACGACUCGCGAGGUCGAUUUGGAGAGCUGUUGUUACUGCUGCCCACCCUCCAGAGCAUCACAUGGCAAAUGAUCGAGCAAAUCCAAUUUGUCAAACUGUUCGGAAUGGCUAAAAUUGACAACCUACUUCAAGAAAUGCUUCUAGGAGGUACAGCAAAUGAAGCACCGCAUUCUCACCACUCGCUGCAUCCUCACCUGGUCCAAGACCAUCUGCCAAAUAAUGUGAUCGUCCCCAACACAAUGCCCACUCCCAUGCACAAUGGGCAGAUCUCCACACCUGAAACUCCACUGCCUUCUCCACCUGGGGGUUCUGGAUCCGACCAAUACAAACUGGUAACGGGCUCUGCAGCAACAGCAUCAAAACCAUCAACAUCAGUUCCUCAGCAAACUAUUGCCAAACAAGAAGCCAUUUAAAUCGGCACCUUACCCAGUACGGACAGAAAGAAAGAACGGUGAGAAAAUAAUGAUAAGUAAAUAGAUUUCCUGCAUCUGGAGGAGCAGUGGUUCGAUAGUAAUGCUCUUUCCUAAUAGACAAAGCGAUUGAAAAAUAAGCAAACGAUUAAUGCUAAGAUAUUGUGUUAAAUCACCUAUUACGCCAAUGCUGUACCUCCUAAGCAAGCAUUCCAGAGGCUGCUCCCCAGAAUCGAAAGUGUGCUAUUCCACUUGAAGUUUCGUAACGACAAUCAUUUCAUUGACGGUUUGAUGGUUUUCCCGCAUCUUAGAUGCCUCAAGCAAACCUACGUUAACAGAAUAUAUGCUGUGUCACUUUCAAUGCAGUUUAUGGUGUCUCUGGCUUGUAGUCAGACAGCGUAAUUAGAUGUAGCCUUCAAUGUGAACUCAGGAUGAAUAUGCAAUGUAUUUGGUUCUGAGUAUUGGUUCUCUCUUUCAAUGAAGAACGAGCUCCUCUAUCUUGUCGAACUAUUAGGAAAUCUAAUAUUUAUGAUGAUUUUUUUUAAAAAAGCAUUUUGGCUUAUUCUAUACAUCCAAAUAGUUUAUCCUUCUUUAGACAUUAAUAACAAAUGCAUCUUCCUGUACUCUAUAUUUUCAGAUUCGCUUUUGUAUUACUUCAACAAUUAGCUUUUAAGCAGACAUUUACGUAUUAUAAAAGAGAUUGUGUCCAUGUCAAUAUCCAAAACGUUGUAAACGAUGUCAGUUUUCCAGAGCAGCCUUGUCAAGCUGUUGUUAUUCGUUGGAUUUACAACUGUGUACACACCCUGUACAGUUUUACACAUAAGAUACGUAUUUAUCACUCAUCACAUAGGCGCUGCACAUUAUUUGUAUGGUAGCAAUGACUCAUUUAUAGGUCUGCUGUACUUACUUGAAUUGCUACAUAAGAAAGUGAAUUCUUCGUCACCAGAAAAACACAUCUUGCUUUCAAAUAGCAACUCCUUCACCGCAGUAAGAAUUCUUCACAACCAAUCAAUAGAUAUAAGAACAUUACACAUGAGCCAUAGUAUUGAAAUGACAGCUUUGCCUUGGUGUUGUACUGUGCUAUUUUUUUCCACUUUU